AUGGACACACACGGGACCCUAUCGAAACUUACGGCAGCACAGUCUGCUAGUAUAGAUGAUUUGCGAGAUGUCUGGAACUGGAACAAGGUAGUCCCAGAAACUGUCGACAACCGGAACCCGAGCGCGCCUGCCAUAUGCGCAUGGGAUGGUGAUCUCACUUACGGCGAGCUUGAAGCUGUUGCCCACAAACUUGCUCGGAAUCUGGUCAGCCUUGGUGUGGGACCUAAGGCCGUUGUCCCUCUCUUUUUUGAGAAGUCAAAAUGGAUGCCAGUAUCGAUGCUUGCGGUGAUGAAGGCAGGUGCAGCAGAGCGUCUGCGCAUGUCUGUUGCGCAGACUGAACUGUCCAAGCAGCUCACGGACAAGCCCAUGCCGGCAGUCGAGAUGCCAGAUGUAGACCCUUCGGAUCAGCUGUAUAUUGUGUUCACAUCUGGUAGUACUGGAGUGCCCAAAGGUGUCAUCAUCACACACUCUAACUUCAGCAGUGCUAUUCAACAUCAGCAGACUUACAUGGGGUUCAAGAGCACUUCGCGGGUGUACGACUUCGUCAAGUAUGCCUUCGACGUCACUUGGUCGAAUUUCUUACAUAUAAUGACUAGUGGUGGAUGCCUGUGCAUCCCAUCUGAAACCGAAGCGAUGGACAAUCUAGCCAGCUCCUUCUUGAAGUACAAAGCGAAAUUUCCGGAUGACCUCCCUGGCCUAAACCACAUAUUGUUCAGUGGUGAAGUCCUGCCUACACAUAUUGGCGCUCAGUGGGCUGAACGAGCGACUGCAACUUUGGCAAAAAUCGGCGAGAAUAAAGCACAAGUUGGCAACAUCGGACGCGGAUUCGGAUUGAACACUUGGAUCGUGCAGCCUACCAACCACGACAAGCUUAUACCGAUCGGUGCUGUUGGAGAGGUUCUACUAGAGGGUCCUCUUAUCGGGGCCGGUUACCUUGGAGAUGCGUCAAGAACACAGGAAGCUUUCAUUGAAAAUCCUCCUUGGCUUAUCCGUGGGAUGCCGCACGACGCCUCAUCUGGCGCUGCAGGUCACCCUGGUCGUUGUGGUCGAUUGUAUAAGACUGGGGACCUAGUAAGAUAUGAGCCUGAUGGGACCAUGGCCUUCGUUGGUCGCAAUAAUGCUCAAGUCAAGAUCAAUGGGCAGAGAGUAGAGCUCGGUGACGUCGAGUAUCAUGUUCGAAACAGCAUUACCAUUGCCGAUAUUCAAGUCCAGGUGUUCGCUGAGAUACUCACACCAUUCCAAAGCGAUACAUCGAUCCUCAUAGUCUUCGUUCAUGUUGUCAAUGAGCGACACGCUGACAACAGUGCGCGCGACCUUACUGGACAGGGUACCAGCAUCCUCGCCGGUGUGAAUGGGAGACUAGCGGCGCAGGUCCCUGUUCAUAUGAUUCCAUCUGCCUACCUGAUGCUGAAGGAGUUGCCUAUAACGACUACGGGAAAAGUUCAUCGUCGCCGGCUCCGUGAAAUUAGGAAAGAUCUAACAUUCGAGCAGAUUAUGUCACUUAGUUCUGGUACUAGCGGACCCCAACAGCCCUGUACAGAUACAGAGCAGCAAUUGCGAAGCCUCUGGGCUCAAGUGCUCAGUGUCAAGACGUCAGGCACCAUUAGAAUAGAUCACAAUUUCUUCGAAAUCGGAGGAGAUUCAAUCAGAGCCAUGAAACUAGUGGGCCUGGCUCGUAAGGAAGGGCUUCAUUUAACCGUCAAAAGCAUCUUCAAGCGGCCGAUACUUCAGGACAUGGCAAAUUCGACAGGCCAGGUCUCCGGUCUCGAGGAGGACGAGAUACCUCCAUUCUCACUGCUUAAUACCACAAAAGAUUCAGUAAAGCUGUUGGAACAAACCGCAAAACUGUGUCAAGUCGACCUUGCUCAAAUCCAAGACAUCUUUCCGUGCACUCCGCUGCAGGAAGGUCUUCUAGCGCUCACGGCAAAAAGAUCUGGCGACUAUACUGCUCAGUAUAUCCUGCCCUUACGACCCUUAGUUGACCUCGCACAAUUUCAACGCGCGUGGGAGGAAGUGCUGAGAACGACUCCAACUCUGCGUUCCAGGAUCGUGGACCUUGCGGAUCAGGGACUUGUACAGGUCAUUAUUGAUGACAAUGUUCAACGGUCUCAUUACACUAGUGUUAGCGAGUAUCAAGAAGUCCACAAAAACGAAGGAAUUGGUCUGGGCAAGCCACUCGCUUACCACGAUACUUCUGCUCUGCAGCCUGCUCCUGCCUUUAACCGCUUCGUCAAACACAUUCUUAGCCUCGAAAAGGAAGAUUCUAACAGCUUCUGGCAAGCAAGAUUUGCUGGAUUAGAAGCGCAGUUGUUUCCACCAUUACCUUCAGCAAUGUAUGAACCAAGAGCGGAGUCGUAUGUCAUUCAUCAUCUCCAAGAUAUCACAUGGUCUCGGUCGAGUAUCACCGCUGCUACAGCAAUCCGCUCCUCGUGGGCGAUACUCACAGCUCGCCUCACGAACUCGAGUGACGUGGUCUUCGGCAUUAAUGAGAUGACAGGUCCCACUCUCGAAACUCUGCCCGUACGAAUGAUCUUUGACUGGGACUAGUCCGUUAAAGUAUACCUGGAUUAGUGUUGUCGGAAGGUACUUUGAGUGAGAGACACUGCUUCCUAAACGGGACUAGUGUCUAAACGGUU
This is a messenger RNA of Pseudovirgaria hyperparasitica, 2636 nucleotides long. RefSeq names its product acetyl-CoA synthetase-like protein. The transcript is spliced from 9 exons. Gene Ontology annotation, biological process: secondary metabolite biosynthetic process; amino acid activation for nonribosomal peptide biosynthetic process. The record is from RefSeq and is a predicted model, not a curated record. NCBI's taxonomy places the organism in Eukaryota, Fungi, Ascomycota, Dothideomycetes, Acrospermales, Acrospermaceae. Gene Ontology annotation, molecular function: phosphopantetheine binding. Bases 1 to 2547 code for a protein of 848 amino acids. Gene Ontology annotation, cellular component: cytoplasm.